UUCUUUCUUUACCGUCGCAGCUCCAUUAACAGCCAAAGGACAACAGUAACGGUUUAGGAGUGUUAAUUAUUUAUUUGUGUCACUUUUUAAACGUAAGCUCACCCCACUGACAGCACCGAACACAGUCGUCGGUGUUGUGAAAUAUUAUGUAAGACGUUAAUUUGAUCCUGCCUCAGAACAGGACUCGGUCCACCGGCUAACUUCUAACCAGCAGCCGGUCAAACAUGGACAGCAGAGCGGGAUUAAAGCGCCUCUACACCAGAUGGUAGUGGGUUUGAUCCCAAGAUGUCACCUAACCCUGAGGAGGACAUCAAUGCCUCCAUGAACUCUUUUCGAGUCGGUGUCCGAGGCCUCCCACUGGCCUUGGCGUCCUUACCACAGACUGUUGUCUCAGAUUUACGCUUCCAUCCGAGAUGGAGAGCAAUAAUGGUGACCACCCUGCUGGCUUUAGUGCUGAUGAUAUAUCUGCACCGACCAGCAGGGGAUGAAAAACAAGGUUCUCAAGGAACAGGGUUCGUAGCUUUUAGAUGUCCAACAGGGCUGAUGAGAUCUUCAGGGGACGUUUUUAGUGCAACUGGACAACGACUCACUGGGCAUCAGAAAACAGAAAAGCCUUACAAUCACACGUAUCCAUUAAGUCCUCCAGAGAAGACUCGAGAUGGCGUUCGCUAUCGUAUAGGAGUUAUUGCAGACCUGGACACAGCGUCACAGAGCUCCAAGGAUCAGACGUGGUUUAGCUACAUGAGACGAGGAUUCCUGACUGUUUCAGAGAGCGCCGACAGACUGGAGGUGGAAUGGGACCCUGACAUGGUCACUCUGGAGAGCCAUCUGGCCGAGAAGGGACGAGGUAUGGAGCUGUCAGAGCUUGUGGUGUUCAACGGUCACCUGUACAGUGUGGACGACCGUACAGGUGUUGUGUACAGGAUUGAGGGAAACCAAGCCAUCCCCUGGGUUAUAUUACCCGAUGGAGACGGUUCUGUCUCUAAAGGAUUUAAGGCAGAGUGGCUAGCAGUGAAGGAUGAGCACCUGUUUGUAGGAGGCCUGGGGAAGGAGUGGACAACGACAUCUGGGGAGGUGGUCAACAACAACCCAGAGUGGGUGAAAGUCGUUGGCUACCAGGGCCAAGUGGAGCAUGAAAACUGGGUGCCUUAUUACAACGCCCUGCGGAGCGCCGCAGGGAUCCAACCACCAGGCUACCUUAUCCAUGAAUCUGCAGCUUGGAGCGAGCAUCUCCAGCGUUGGUUCUUCCUGCCCCGCCGUGCCAGUCACGAGCGCUAUGACGAGACAGCAGAUGAGCGUCGUGCUACCAACCUCCUACUGUCCUGCCCCACAGACUUCAGCCAUGUCACCACGCAGUGCGUUGGACCUUUGAAUCCCACCCACGGCUUCUCUUCAUUCAAAUUUGUUCCAGGCACGGACGAUCAGCUCAUCUUAGCUCUUAAGUCGGAAGAAGACGCCGGCAGGAUCGCCACCUACAUGAUCGGACUGACGCUGGACGGUCGCGAGGUGAUGCCCGAGACCAAGAUAGGAGACGUGAAGUACGAAGGGCUGGAGUUUAUUUAGACUGUCGGGUUUCUUAGUUACUGAAGAAGCUGUUUGUCUCAUUCCCUUUUAGUUUAACUGUAAGAAAUGACCAAAAUGAUGAUUUCAUACUGAAAUGAUGCUUUAAGACAACGCCAGACCAGAUGCAUUCAGAACUAGUGAACCAAUCGCUGCUGGUCCCUAAAAAUAACUUGUUCUGUGUGAGAUAGUAGGGAAUAUGCUUGAUGUUUAACAACCAGGAUGGUUCUUUAGCUUUAGCCCAGACAACACACACACUGACCUGACUGACUACUGGUGUGACUGGACUUCUUUUAGAUCAAAGAUUUGACACUUUGAGGCUGCAUCUCCAAGCUUUGAGGUCUCUGGGAGACGUUUUGUGUUUCUGACCGCGAGAUGUUCCACCUGCUCACACAUUUCUAGUCUUAAAUACAAACGAGUGGCUUUACAUGUUUGAUGCUGUGUGUCCGUGAGAUCUUUUUAGGAUUUUGUUUCCAUUGUGUAGGUUUAACAGGGAUGUAAAAUUCAGCAAGUUCAUGCUAACUCUUUUGUAUAGGAUGAGUCUCUUCAGACACCCAGGAAUCAAACCUUUUAAAAUUUCUACACCACCUCAGACCUGUGUGAUGCUUUGUCGUGUGGAUCUUAUUCUGACACAGGUGACUGAUCUUUUAGCUACAGGGGGUUUAAUUUGAGCUUCAGCAGAUGAUUUUAGCUUGAAUCCAAACAGAAGUUGAUUAACCUUUAACAUGUUCCCUCCAUGAUUAAAAAUCUGUUGAAAUCA
Nothobranchius furzeri (turquoise killifish) is the source of this 2320-nucleotide messenger RNA. It is a transcript of the gene cant1b, whose product is annotated as calcium activated nucleotidase 1b. Lineage: Eukaryota; Metazoa; Chordata; Actinopteri; Cyprinodontiformes; Nothobranchiidae. Gene Ontology annotation, molecular function: GDP phosphatase activity; calcium ion binding; UDP phosphatase activity. Gene Ontology annotation, biological process: proteoglycan biosynthetic process. The record is from RefSeq and is a predicted model, not a curated record.